CUCUCGUUCUCUUUUGCGCCGCCUCCGCUUUCUUUUUUACCUUGGCCUGGCCACGCGUUAUUACUGCUACCGCUUUCUGCUGCACUCUCGCCAUUCUCAGAUUGCACUGCAUCUCACCCUGCAUGACUGGCUAAAGUGCUUGCUUCCGCGACACCCUCUCAAAUACGGAAAGGAUUACGGCUAUCGAUCCUAGCUUACCUUUCUUCACCUCAAAGGGAAGCCGUGCGCUCCACGCUUCGCGAUCGUUGUACACCAACACCUUUGGUUGGAUUUCGCACUGCGCCUACCGCUCUUUCGAUUUUUUUGAACAUCGGCUAUUACUGCGUCGCUUCAUCCGCCGCUCUUUUUUUUGCGUGCGCGCGCAGAGCCCCAGUUCCCUGGACGCCGUCACCUGGAUUGCUUGCUUGCUUGCUUGCUGCUACAUUACCAACCCGGCGCAUAGCUUGCAUUUGCAUUACAGGCCCCGAGACACGGCCGCCAGCUGCCGUUUUUCGCUUGGCUGCCGAGCCAGCGUGCCCAUCCAACCUUGCACAUACUUCACAUUCCCUAGUCGUUAUUUUCCGCACCUGCAGAAAAGCAUCGCGUCUUUUCCAAUUUCCUUCUAGAUUUAACUAACAUCAUUAUCGUCGCGACAGACCAUGCAGCAGUGGCAGGUCGGCCCAGUGCCGGAGUAUGUUUACUCCAACUCCGGCCAUCCGCCUAAUGACAUGCACAACAACCCCUACCAGCCCGACAUGACCCGUCGAACCGACUUCCCUUACGGUGCUCCCCAGCCCAACAUGGGCGACCCUCAGCAGCAUCACCAAACACCGGUGCCGCCGCCGAUGGGUGUCCCCCAACAGCAGCAGCCUCCGAGCGGCCCUCCUUCACAGCAACAGACUCCUACUCCCGCACACGCGCAGCCUAAUCGCCAACGCAAGCGCCCUGCUCCUGGCACGGCGCCCGUCGUCCCUACCACUAUGAACGCCGGACAGGUUCAAGCGCCUGUACCCACCGCUCCUACGUCGCAGACAAUCAUCUCUCCCCCCAUCAUGGCACCCACCGACGAUGCUGGUGCUAUCGCGCCGCCUCCGGCCAAGAAGAGCAGAACAAACACUCCUUGGACGCCACAGGAGGAGCUGCGACUGAAGCAAAUGCGAGACGAAGGCAAGAGCUGGGCAGAGAUUGCCAAGACAUUCCCUACGAGAACCGAAGGCUCUGUUAAGAAGCAUUGGUACAAGGAUAUGCACUACGCCGAGUUUGCGGAAGACGAGAGCCAGGCCCUGCUCAACGCCAUCAAGGAGUACGAGAACAACAAGUGGAAGGUGAUUGGCCAAAAGGUCGGCAAGCCCGCCAAAGCUUGCGAGCAGUACGCCAAGGAGCACUUCCCCGAUCUCUUUACCCACGGCAAGGGACGAUAGAAGGCUCUGCAACAGCCUCAUUCUAUAUUUUAUUGGCUUAUACCCGAGCCGCGUGGCUCACUAGAUUGUUCUCGCACCCGCGGAGCAGCGGCUCAUCUGAUGUUUUUAGCCCUAGAGGUCGGUCCUCGAUGAUGGGCGGUUUAUUAUAAUUUUACGAUCAAAGACAGGUCGUCACUGUCAUUUCUGCAAUGUUUAUGGAAUUGUUAUCUUAUUGUUACGUCGAGCCAGAGAUGCCGACCUUCGAAAAAAUCGAAACUCCUCGCCCACUUGAUGCCGCCAGCCAGCGAUGCAGCCCGUCUUUGUUUUGUGAGGCUAGCAUGAUACCCUUUGGUGUGGCAAAGGCAGCAAGUGUGUCUGGAGCAGCAGGCUCACAAGAUUGAGCCACUCCGAAAAAAACCGAUAUAUUCCCCCCCUUCCCCGUCCUGGUUCGCUCGACUCGCCGCUUCGCUUUUCUCUUCUUACUUCUUCUUCCCCUUCUUAUAUUUGUCGACGCAAGGUCUGGCUUUGGUUCUAGAUUCUUCCUUUCGACCUCGCUCGCCGUUGGUGUCUUUAGCUCUCCGGCCUGGCUGCACGGAUUCUCUCUAGAUGAGCCGGCGCGGGCAGCGAGGUGAACGCUGGUUAUUUCACUUUUACUCGGAACGGUGUUUGAUGGCUGUUUGAAGACGUUUUGGUUGGAGCAAGGUUGUUUCUUGCGUGCUUGGUUCCUGUGCUACACCUUCAUUUGGUCGUGGCUUGGUAUCAUGCACAUUUUGCCUGCUUUCUUUCUUGGGGUUUUGGUUUGCGAUGGAUUUGAUUCACAGAAUGGGUUCUGGGAGAUAUUGAUAUGUGUGAUUUUUUUUUGUUUUGUGUUAUUCAAGCGUUUGCGCUGCUGUACACACAGCGGCUAACAUCGUUCUGCUUGCGGCAGAGAUGUUUUUUCUGGAUGUGCUGUGGAACGCAACUCGUCUUAAUGUGUGGAUGGAACACCCUCGGCCGAAGAAAAUUGUGGCUAUUUGAAGGACUCUUUUUUAUCACUUUCUCUCCCCCCUUUUUCUUGAUCCUUUACUUUUUGUUUUUAUCUUUGGACUUAGCUAUACCCCCAAUUGCCCGAUUCCUUUUGUUGCUCUUUAACCUUCUCGUCCUUUGUGAAACUCUUGUGACUGUUGUUUGUCGGUCUACUAAUCACAACAAGAGAGCUCGUCUACUGCUAUAUCAUACUCUCCUAAGCAACGGCUCGGCGACACCGCAUCAAUCUCUUCUGUUGGAUCUGGGAAUACGACCAGUGAGUGGCGCACGCAAAAAGGCCAUGAGUGAGCAGCAGUUCACGAUAGCCUCCAAAAAAAAAAAAUAAGCGCCCGGAAAUGCCCAUGCCAUGCUAACCAGACUUGAUCGGGCGAAAGACGC
This is a messenger RNA of [Torrubiella] hemipterigena, 2783 nucleotides long. Lineage: Eukaryota; Fungi; Ascomycota; Sordariomycetes; Hypocreales; Clavicipitaceae. The record is from the annotation of a GenBank genome assembly.